Messenger RNA from Linum trigynum, 315 nucleotides. The record is from the annotation of a GenBank genome assembly. NCBI's taxonomy places the organism in Eukaryota, Viridiplantae, Streptophyta, Magnoliopsida, Malpighiales, Linaceae.
AUGGAGAGAAGGCGAGGCAACGGGGUUUCUCAGGGAAGGGAGAGCGGUUGUUUUUUGUUUUGUAGGUCGGAAGUUGAAGGGUCAAGCAGUGGCAACGAGGCGGACAAGGGCGAGAUCAGAAGGAAGGUACGGAUGGGUGAAAAGAUUGUGUCAGUUCGAAGGGAUGAGUACGACGGGAAAGGGUGGUACAAGCUACUUGUGGAAAGCGGCGACAAGAGAUGGAGUGUGAUGUUAGAUGAAGUCCUCAUUUCGUGGAUACAAGGUGUAUUACAAAUAGCGGCGCGGAAGAAAUGGAGGUUUCCGGGGGGUGCGUGA